GGUUUGGUUGUACGGGGAUGCUGGUGAGAGCAUAACGAGAACUGGAACAUCAGAUGAACGUCAGCCAAUCAGAGCGCUCGCUUUAAGGUGGUAUCAAACUCUCCGACCAAUCAGCGCGCAGUAUUUUAGGUAUCUGCGACGGUGCAGCGCAUCAACAGCAGCUGUUGGAGCUUCUCGCUUUUGAUUUUCCUGCUCAGAGGCGGCUUUACUGAACCGGCUUCGUUCAUUCCGCGUGUUUUACGUGCGCUACAUUGUCAUCAGCCGCAUCAGUUCAUGCUCAUCAAGCUAAGUCAUCAUGCCUGACAGGGAAAUCAAAUCUCCAAUCUGGCACCCAGAGCCCGACACAGUGGAGGACAUGUUUGAUCACACGUAUAAAGAAAAAGAAGGGCCCAAACCUCCCACCAUCAUAGUGUGGAGAAAUGUCAUCCUCAUGAGUUUACUGCACAUCGGAGCUCUCUAUGGACUCUACCUGUUUCCAUCUGCACGUGUGCUCACAUGGGUCUGGUUUUUCACGUGUUUCGUGUUCAGCGCUCUGGGCAUCACCGCUGGCGUUCACAGGCUGUGGAGUCACCGAUCUUACAAAGCGUCUUUACCUCUCCGGAUUUUUCUCGCCUUCGGCAACUCCAUGGCCUUCCAGAACGACAUCUACGAAUGGGCGCGCGAUCACCGCGUUCACCACAAAUACUCCGAGACGGACGCCGACCCUCAUAACGCCGUGCGAGGGUUUUUCUUCUCUCACGUCGGCUGGCUGCUGGUCCGCAAACAUCCGGACGUCAUCGAAAAGGGACGCAAGCUAGAGCUCGAUGACCUGAAGGCCGAUAAGGUGGUCAUGUUUCAAAGGAGAUACUACAAGCCGUCCGUGCUGCUGAUGUGCUUCUUCGUGCCGACGUUCGUGCCGUGGUACGUGUGGGGCGAGUCGCUGUGGGUGGCGUAUUUCGUCCCUUGCCUUCUCAGAUACGCGCUUGUGCUCAACGCCACCUGGCUGGUGAACAGCGCCGCACACAUGUGGGGAAACCGGCCCUACGACAGCAGCAUCAACCCCCGAGAGAACAGAUUUGUGGCCUUCAGCGCUAUAGGCGAAGGCUUCCAUAACUACCACCACACGUUUCCCUUUGACUACGCCACCAGCGAGUUCGGCUGCAAAAUCAAUCUGACCACCUGUUUCAUUGACUUGAUGUGUUUCCUGGGUCUGGCCAGAGAGCCCAAGCGCGUGUCCAGAGAGGUCGUGCUCGCUCGAGCUCAGCGCACCGGAGACAGCAGCCACAGGAGCGGCUAACGGCCGCCGCUCAUCCUAACGAACUUCCGACCUGAACACAGAAGGACAAUCGGUCCUUCCAGUGACGGGGAGUUUCGACGCCGUCGAAGCUUCCGCUCUAACUUCAUGUCAGACGAGAAAUGUUUUCUUUCCCCAUGACGCUUUAAUACGGGGAUCCGACCUGUUUGUGUAGCGCUUAUUCAGAUUUUCUUUCCGGCUUCCUCUUCUCGACAGCGGCUGUAGAUAUUUUUGUCGCUGACCCGCCAGUUUAGGAGCCAAACGCGGCGCCCGGCGACCCCGUCACCCUCCCCUGACCCUUUUUUGCGCACGCCUUACCAAAUCUAGCUGUGCACUUUGGUAGAAAUUAAAUUUAAGUUGCACCUUACAGUAUCUGGAAUAGACCAGAUGCGGUUGUAGUUCAUAAUUUAAUAUUGCCAAACUGUUGUAUUGCCAUACUUGCACAAAUUGCUCAUUUGGAGAAAUGCUUGAAAAGUUGAAAUCCGUAUGAUUCUCGAUCAUAUUUUUUGAGCAUUUUUGACCAUGGCACAAAUACGAUGAGUCUUUUUGCUACUGCGGAUUGAGACUAAUUUAGUGUCUAACACAAAUGCGUUGAGUAACAUUGACUCGUAAUUAAUAAUCAUUUCAGUCGCUGACAACUACAGAGGACGUCUGCUGCCGGAUUGAACGGUUCGGUUUACGUGAGAAUGACAGCGUGUCUUGAUUCUUGAUUAUUAGUACUGUAAAAAUGUAUAGUUUGAGUUUGUAUUGUAAUUAAUAGUCUUAUGGAGUCCUGCUUUAAUGUUAGUGUUAGCAUGCUGUAUUAAUACAGAACUCCCUUUUCUAUCACAACAUAAUACAGACGGGCAUAUCUGCCGAUUUACAGUAAUUGAAAUAGGUGCCAAAUACGAUGCCAAAAACCAUCGUGUUGCAUGCGAGCCGAAAGGGGGUUUUGCUCUAGUUGUAUGUUUAAUCAAACAUAAUGUAUUUUCUAAUUUUUCAGUGCUAUUUUUUCCAUUUUUUUUUUUUUUUUGGAUUUUGUUUGACAAGUUGCUUGUGAUUCAGUUGUUUGGUGACUUUAAAGCCAUUUGGAUUGUAGUUCUUUGAGGACUUCAUACUGUAUGCCGACGCCCGUUCUUCUCACACAGGACAGAUCGCCUUAUUUUCGCUCUGACACUUGUGACUCAAGAUGCCAAAAUGCGGUUGUGAUAUUUCUCAUGCUGUUUGGAAGAAGGCUUCGGCUCUUAAAACUAAUGUGAUGUUCCUGUUUGCGAUAACAGCCUGUAAUAGUCAAUAGACUCUUGUUUCAUAAUUAUUGGAAAUAAAGUCUCAAGCAAAGAGCUUUGACACUUUCUGACA
Molecule: messenger RNA, 2611 nt
Organism: Labeo rohita (rohu)
Lineage: Eukaryota; Metazoa; Chordata; Actinopteri; Cypriniformes; Cyprinidae
Gene: scd
Product: stearoyl-CoA desaturase (delta-9-desaturase)
Exons: 6
Coding region: 296-1276 (326 amino acids)
Biological process (GO): unsaturated fatty acid biosynthetic process; response to fatty acid
Cellular component (GO): endoplasmic reticulum membrane
Molecular function (GO): iron ion binding; palmitoyl-CoA 9-desaturase activity; stearoyl-CoA 9-desaturase activity
Source: RefSeq, a predicted model, not a curated record